Molecule: messenger RNA, 456 nt
Organism: Temnothorax curvispinosus
Lineage: Eukaryota; Metazoa; Arthropoda; Insecta; Hymenoptera; Formicidae
Product: stromelysin-2-like
Exons: 1
Coding region: 1-456 (151 amino acids)
Biological process (GO): collagen catabolic process; extracellular matrix organization
Molecular function (GO): metalloendopeptidase activity
Source: RefSeq, a predicted model, not a curated record
AUGUGGCUCGCGCGCGUAAUCGCGUUAACCGCGUGUUUUAUCGCCGUGAGGUGCAUCAAUCCCAAAAUUACGGACCAAAAUUACGCGCUCACGUUCAAUUACCUACAGAAAUACGGAUAUCUGUCCAAAGAUGUGGACGCGGUUCCAGCUCAGAGACAAAACGACGUUCUUCGCAAAGCCUUCGAGGAUUUUCAGAAUUACUACGAUUUACCCAGCGAUGGAACGCCUAACAACGAAACGCUGCAAUUGAUGAAUAAGCCGCGAUGCGGUUUCCGAGAUAUCCUGAACCACGGAACGAAAGCGAGUCUAUCCAAAUGGCCGAAGACGCACCUGACAUGGAAUUUUUACGUAGCCGACGAGGCCGAGCUGAGCACAACGCAGCAUUCGGCAUUAACGUUUGAACGCUCCGAAACGAAUCCCGAUUAUAAUAUCUUGGCGACGCCUACGUCACUAUAA